AUGUUCAAUUUCAUCAGGAAUUUCCUAAAAACAAGAACAUUCCAAAUUAGAAUCAAAAAUUCACUUUCCAAAGUUUUCGAACAAGUCAACGGAAUUCCUCAAGGAUCAACAAUUUCGGUUACUCUUUUUCUGAUAGCCAUCAACAAUAUCACUCAAAACAUAUCCUUCCCUGUCAAAUCUACCCUCUACGCGGAUGACUUUAAUAUUUAUUGCCGGAGCAAAUCGCUAGCCACUGUCCAAUGCCAUCUUCAAAAAGCCAUCAACAACCUACACAAAUGGACACAAACAUCUGGCUUUACCUUCUCUCCCGAAAAAUCUCAAUGCAUCGUCUUUACACGUAAACGGUCUCAAAAUCCAAUUAAGAUAAAAUUGGGCGACCAUCUAUCAAUAAAUAAUAAUACAAUCAAAAUACUCGGUAUCUGUAUGGAGGGACAACCUGAAUUAAAUAUGAUCGUCAGGUAUUGCCCGCUCCCGGAUUAUGUUAAUUGUCGUGCGAUGGUAGUGGACUGUAAUAGGUAG
Molecule: messenger RNA, 519 nt
Organism: Macrosiphum euphorbiae (potato aphid)
Lineage: Eukaryota; Metazoa; Arthropoda; Insecta; Hemiptera; Aphididae
Source: the annotation of a GenBank genome assembly